Molecule: messenger RNA, 1594 nt
Organism: Nematolebias whitei (Rio pearlfish)
Lineage: Eukaryota; Metazoa; Chordata; Actinopteri; Cyprinodontiformes; Rivulidae
Exons: 6
Coding region: 27-1538 (503 amino acids)
Source: RefSeq, a predicted model, not a curated record
UGGACAUCAGAGGGAGCUCUGGGAGAAUGGUCCCUGUUUUGCUAAAGCCCUCGUUUGAGUCGGCUAUGGAGCUUUUGAUAAACGUUCGGGAAGCGUGCGGCGUCCACAGUGACAACCCGUACGUGUUUGCCCGAACCGAUAGAUUAUCGGCCUUCCAAGGGUCACGCUGUUUCCAGAGAUACGUUAAAGAAUGUGGAGCUAAAAACCCUGCAACUCUGACGCUACUCAAGCUUCGGAAACAUUUUUCAACAAUGCUACAGCUGAUUCACCUGGAUGAAAACGAGGCCAGACAAAUUUUUGGCCCGAAUAAUCAGAUUCAAGCUCUGCUGCAGAACGGCAUGAGUGAAAAUACUAACGUGGAGCUUGAAGACUCGCACCCACCCAAAACCAAACAAAUCUGGAAGGAGUCAGAGGUUAAGGCCGUUGAAAAACACCUGAUGCAGUUCAUCACCGAGCAGAAGAUACCUCAGAAAGACGACUGCGUUCGGUGCCUAGAAGCUGAGCCACACACUCUAAGGAAACGUUCGUGGAAAGGUGUGAAGAACUACGUCAGAAACCGAAUCACAACUCUGCAACGGCAAAGCGGCUUUUCCAAAGAUUCAUCAAAAACCAGCAACAGGCCCAGGCAGAAGGAUCCACAGCAGAGUUCUGUGAGAUCGCAACCAUCUAACAAACGAGCUGCCACCGAGCAUCACGGCGUGGUCUUCACUUCAAGUGCUGAACCAGGAGCUCUCGACCAACAACAAGCUCAUGGCGUAACAAGUUACACCAAGACUGCCAAGUCUAACAAAGCAAAAGAAAAAGGCUCACAACACAAACCCAAACCUAAAUGGAGCGAGGCGGAGGUCCGUGCCGUGGAGAAGCACCUGAUGCGUCUUAUCGAAGAGCACCGGCUGCCUCAGAAAGAUGACUGCAUUCGCUGCCUCGAGGCCGAGCCACAAGCUCUGAGGAACCGUUCUUGGAAAGGCGUGAAGGACUAUGUCAGAAACCGGAUCACGACUCUGCAACGACAAAGCGGCUCUUGCAAGUCUUCAUCAAAAACCAGUGACAGGCACAGGCGGAAGGAACCACGGCGGAGCUCUGUGAGGUCACAACCUUCUAACAGACAGGAAGCUGUCUCAGAGCAUCACAGCACGAGCUCCUGUUCAAGCUUUGGACCAGAACGUCUUAACGAACAAGUGCAUGAAGUAACCAGCAACAAGACUGCUCCUUCUAAAUCUGGCAAAUCAAGAGAAAAAGUCUCGAAUCCUAAAACCAAACAUAAAUGGGAUGAAGCGGAGGUUUCCGCCGUAGAAAGGCACAUGAUGCGUUUCAUCAAAGAUCACAAGCUGCCUCAGAAAGACGACUGCGUUCGGUGUCUCGACGCCGAACCGCACGCGCUGAGGAACCGCUCGUGGAAGGGCGUGAAGGACUACGUCAGAAACCGGAUCACAACCGCGCAAAGACAAAGCAGCUUUUCAAGAAGCUCGUCCAAAAUCAGUAAAAGACCCAGGAAGGAGAAACCACAGCAGAGUUCUGGAUAUUACCAGCAGCUGUAGGUGGAAACUGGAGCUAAAGUGGCCAAAACUGGUGAAAUGUUUCUGUCCUCACUGCU